Lepus europaeus (European hare) is the source of this 7626-nucleotide messenger RNA. RefSeq names its product nebulin-like. Lineage: Eukaryota; Metazoa; Chordata; Mammalia; Lagomorpha; Leporidae. The record is from RefSeq and is a predicted model, not a curated record. Gene Ontology annotation, molecular function: actin filament binding. Gene Ontology annotation, cellular component: Z disc. Gene Ontology annotation, biological process: cardiac muscle thin filament assembly.
AUGCCGGAAGGCUCCGUGGAAAUGAGCCGAGUGAAGGGAGCGCAGGACCUCCUGAAUGAGAGACGCUACAGAACGCGACCGGAGGCUUUGAAAUUCACUAGCAUCGUUGACACUCCAGAAGUUGUCCUGGCGAAAGCCAAUUCUCUGCAAAUGAAUAGUGCCACUCAGCCUGAGCAUGUAGACUGUUCUCUUCAAAGGAUUCUAGAGAUGGCAGCGACUCUCGGACCCUUGCCCGGCUUAGUGAAAAGGCUGUAUCAAGAGGCCUGGAACAAAGACAAAACCAACAUCAGCAUUCCUUCAGAUACGCCAGUCAUGCUGCAGGCCCAAAUCAAUGCUAUGCAAAUCAGCAAUAAAUCUCCUGAAAGUCAAAGGGCAAAAUUAGGAAAAAUUCUUUUCAGGUCUUAUCUGAAUGUUGAUGAGGUUUAUCUGGCUUCACCAUCGACUCUUAAAUUCCAGAAUUAUGUGAUAGAAUACUUUCAAAUGUAUAUUGGGCUGAAUAAACUCUACCAGAAAGAUUGGGAUGAGGCCAAGCAGAAAGGCUACGACAUACGAGCGGAUGCCAUUGAAAUCAAACAUGCCAAAGCCUCCAGAGAAAUUGCCAGUGAGUACAAAUACAAAGAAGGCUACCGUAAGCAGCUGGGACACCACGUGGGUUUCCGCAGCCUGCAAGAUGACCCCAAGCUGGUGUGGUCUAUACAUGCUGCCAAGAUCCAGAGUGACAGAGAAUACAAGAAGGCCUAUGAGAAGUCUAAGUCAAUUUACAAUACACCAUUGGACAUGAUGUCAAUUGUUCAAGCCAAGAAAUGCCAGGUCCUUGUUAGCGACGUUGAUUAUCGCAAUUACCUGCACCAGUGGACGUGUCUGCCAGAUCAGAAUGAUGUGAUCCAGGCUAAGAAAGCCUACGAACUACAGAGCGAUAACAUAUACAAAUCGGACCUGGAGUGGAUGAAGGGCAUUGGAUGGUUGGCAGAGGGUUCUGUGGAUGUGAUGAGAGUGAAGAAUGCCCAGAAUCUCUUGAAUGAAAGGCUGUACCGUACAAAGCCUGAGGCUCUCAAAUUCACCAGCAUUGUUGAUACCCCGGAAGUGAUCCAGGCAAAAAUCAAUGCUGUACAGAUCAGUGAGAAACACUACCAGCAAGCUUGGGAAGACAUGAAGAUGACUGGUUAUGACUUGCGAGCAGAUGCCAUUGGGAUCCAGCAUGCCAAGGCCUCGAGGGAUAUUGCCAGUGAUUAUCUGUACAAAACUACCUAUGAGAAACAGAAAGGCCACUACAUCGGAUGUCGCAGUGCCAAGGAAGACCCCAAACUGGUUUGGGCUGCAAAUGUGUUGAAGAUGCAGAACGACAGGCUGUACAAAAAGACCUACAAUGACCACAAGGCCAAGAUCACCAUCCCAGCAGACAUGGUGUCCAUCAAUGCUGCCAAAGAAGGCCAGGCAUUAGCAAGCAACGUGGACUAUCGCCAGUACCUGCACCAGUGGUCCUGCUUCCCUGACCAGAAUGACAUUAUCCAAGCAAGGAAGGCCUAUGACCUGCAGAGCGAUGCCAUCUAUAAGGCUGACUUGGAGUGGUUGCGUGGCAUUGGCUGGAUGCCUGAAGGCUCCCCUGAAGUGCUGAGAGUCAAAAACGCCCAGGAGAUCCUGAGCGACAACGUGUACCGGACACCUGUGGUGAAUCUCAAGUACACCAGCAUCGUUGACACACCUGAAGUUGUCCUUGCUAAAUCCAAUGCUGAAAACAUUAGCAUUCCAAAGUACAGAGAAGUUUGGGACAAAGAUAAAACUUCAAUCCACAUAAUGCCAGAUACUCCCGAAAUUAAUCUUGCCAGAGCAAAUGCUCUUAAUGUGAGCAAUAAAAUUUACCGUGAGGGUUGGGAUGAAAUGAAGAUGAGCUGUGAUGUGCGCCUGGACGCCAUCCCUAUCCAGGCUGCCAAGGCCUCCAGGGAGAUUGCCAGUGAUUAUAAAUACAAGCUUGACCACGAGAAGCAGAAGGGACACUACGUGGGCACCGCCACAGCCAGGGAUGACAACAAGAUCCGGUGGGCCCUCAUAGCUGGCAAGCUUCAGAAUGAGAGAGAGUACAAGAUGCACUGGGCGAAGUGGAAGACCAAGUUCCAAAGUCCUGCGGACAUGCUCUCCAUCUUGCAUUCUAAACAAAGCCAGACCCUGGUCAGUGACGUUGAUUACGGCAAUUACCUGCACCAGUGGACCUGCAUGCCCGACCAGAAUGAUGUGAUUCAGGCCAAGAAAGCCUACGAACUGCAAAGCGAUGCUGUCUACAAGGCUGACUUGGAAUGGUUACGUGGAAUUGGGUGGAUGCCCAAUGAUUCUGUGUCUGUCAAUCAUGCCAAACAUGCUGCGGAUAUCUUCAGUGAGAAAAAGUAUCGAACAAAAAUAGAAACGCUCAACUUUACCCCAGUGGAUGACAGAGUUGAUUAUGUGACAGCGAAACAAAGUGGUGAGAUCCUUGAUGAUAUUAAAUACCGGAAAGACUGGAAUAGCAUCAAAUCCAAGUACACCCUCACAGAAACCCCACUGCUGCACACUGUCCAGGAGGCUGCGCGGAUACUGGACUAGUACCUCUACAAGGAAAGCUGGGAGAAACAGAAAGCCACAGGUUACAUCUUGCCUCCAGACGCUGUGCCAUUUGUUCAUGCCCAUCACUCCAGCGACGUUCAGAGUGAGCUGAAAUACAAAGCUGAACAUGUGAAGCAGAGGGGUCACUAUGUUGGUGUUCCAACGAUGAGAGAUGAUCCCAAGCUGGUGUGGUUUGAGCAUGCGGGCCAGAUUCAGAACGACAGGCUUUACAAAGAGGAUUAUCACAAAACCAAGGCCAAAAUCAACAUACCUGCUGAUAUGGUGUCAGUUGUGGCUGCCAAGGAGGGGCAGAACCUUGUCAGCGAUAUUGAUUACCGUAAUUACCUGCACCAGUGGACGUGUCAUCCCGACCAAAAUGAUGUGAUUCAGGCAAGGAAGGCCUAUGACCUACAGAGUGACAAUGUCUACAAAGCUGACCUGGAGUGGCUCCGAGGCAUUGGGUGGAUCCCCCUGGAUUCUGUGGACCAUGUACGGGUUACUAAGAAUCAGGAAAUGGUGAAUCAGAUAAAAUAUAAGAAAGAUGCUCUUGACAACUACCCUGACUUUACAAGUGUGGUGGAUCCUCCUGCAAUUGUUCUGGCCAAGAUUAAUGCCGUCAACCAGAGUGAUGUAAAAUACAAAGAAACAUUUAAUAAAGCCAAGGGCAAGUAUACAUUUUCUCCAGAUACACCACAUAUCUCCUACUCCAAAGACAUGGGAAAACUCUACAGCACUAUACUGUAUAAAGGGGCAUGGGAGGGAACCAAGGCCUAUGGCUACACCCUGGAUGAGCGCUAUAUUCCCAUCAUUGGAGCUAAGCAUGCUGAUUUUGUGAACAGUGAGCUUAAAUACAAAGAGACAUAUGAGAAGCAGAAAGGUCACUACCUGGCUGGAAAAGUGAUCAGUGAGUUCCCUGGCGUGGUUCAUUGCCUGGAUUUCCAAAAAAUGAGGAGCGUGUUGAACUACAGAAGAGAUUAUGAAAACACCAAAGCAAAUGUUCACAUCCCCAACGAUAUGAUGAAUCACGUGUUGGCUAAAAAGUGCCAGUACAUCCUCAGUGACCUGGAGUAUCGACACUACUUUCACCAGUGGACUUCUCUUCCUGAUGAACCCAAAGUGCUACUUGCCCGAAACGCCCAGGAGAUCUUAAGUGAUAAUGUAUAUAAAGAUGACUUGAAUUGGUUGAAAGGUAUUGGUUGCUACGUAUGGGACACACCCCAGAUCCUCCAUGCCAAGAAAUCGUAUGACCUCCAGAGUCAGCUACAAUACACAGCAGCAGGCAAAGAGAAUCUGCAGAACUACAAUCUGGUCACAGAUACGCCACUUUACGUGACUGCUCUCCAAAGUGGCAUUAAUGCCAGUGAGGUGAAAUAUAAAGAAAAUUAUCAUCAGAUCAAGGACAAAUAUACAACAGUUCUUGAAACAGUGGACUACGACAGAACCAGGAACCUGAAAGAUCUGUAUAGCAGCAACCUGUACAAGGAGGCCUGGAAUAAAGUGAAAGCCACCAGCUACAUCCUGCCAACCAGCACCUUGUCCCUGACACAUGCCAAGAACCAGAAGCACCUGGCCAGCCAUAUCAAAUAUCGGGAGGAAUAUUUACCAAAAAGUGUUGAAGAUGAUCCAAACACAGCUCGGUGCCUCCGAGUUGGCAAACUUAACAUUGACCGCCUCUACAGAUCAGUUUAUGAAAAGAACAAGAUGAAAAUCCACAUUGUGCCUGACAUGGUAGAGAUGGUGACUGCCAAGGAUACUCAGAAGAAAGUCAGUGAGAUUGAUUACCGUCUGCACCUCCACGAGUGGAUCUGCCACCCCGACCUGCAAGUCAACAGUCACGUCAGGAAGGUCACAGACCAGAUCAGCGAUAUCGUGUACAAGGAUGACCUCAACUGGCUGAAAGGCAUUGGUUGCUAUGUCUGGGAUACUCCUGAAAUUCUCCAUGCCAAACAUGCUUAUGAUCUACGCAAUGAUAUCAAGUACAAAGCUCACAUGAUGAAAACAAGGAACGACUACAAGCUGGUCACAGAUACACCGGUCUACGUGCAGGCCGUCAAGAGUGGGAAGCAGCUAAGUGAUGCUGUCUACCACUACGAUUACGUGCACAGUGUCAGAGGCAAAGUGGCACCAACCACCAAGACCGUGGACCUGGAGCGGGCCCUUCAUGCGUACAAGCUCCAGAGUGAGAAUCUAUACAAAACCAGCCUUCGCACCCUGCCCACUGGAUAUCGGCUUCCCAGAGAUACUCCUCACUUCAAGCACAAGAAGGACAUCCGAUACAUGAGCAGUUAUUUUAAGUACAAAGAAGUUUAUGAGCACAUCAAGGCGAACGGGUACACUCUGGGCCCCAAUGAUGUUCCAUUUGUCAACGUCUGAAGAGUCAACAAAGUCACCAGUGAGAGACUGUACCGAGAAUUGUACCACAAACUCAAAGACAAGAUUCACACAACGCCUGACACUCCUGAAAUUUGCCAAGUCAAAAAGACACAGGAAGCUGUCAGUGAGCUGAUCUACAAAUCGGACUUCUUCAAGAUGCAAGGCCACAUGAUCUCCCUGCCGUACACACCGCAUGUGCUCCAUUGCCGCUACGUGGGAGACAUCACCAGUGAUAUUAAAUACAAAGAGGACUUGCAGAUCCUGAAGGGACUUGGCUGCUUCUUGUAUGACACUCCUGACAUGGUCCGCUCCCGGCACCUGCAGAAGCUCUGGUCUAACUACCUGUACACUGACAAUGCCAGGAAGAUGCGGGACAAAUACAAAGUGGUACUUGACACUCCAGAAUACAGAAAAGUGCAGGAGCUGAAGACCCACCUGAGUGAGCUCGUGUACAGAGCUUCCGGCCGGAAGCAGAAGUCCAUCUUCACUUCAGUUCCUGAUACUCCUGAUCUUUUAAGAGCCAAGCGAGGACAGAAGCUUCAGAGUCAGUAUCUGUAUGUUGAACUUGCCACCAAAGAAAGACCCCAUCAUCAUGCUGGAAAUCAGACCACAGCCUUAAAGCAUGCUAGAGAUGUAAAGGACAUGGUGAGCGAGAAAAAGUACAAGAUUCAAUAUGAAAAGAUGAAGGACAAGUACACCCCAAUUCCAGAUACACCAAUCCUCAUCAGAGCCAAGAAUGCCUAUUGGAAUGCCAGUGAUCUACGCUACAAAGAAACAUUUCAAAAGACCAAAGGGAAGUACCACACUGUGAAGGAUGCUCUGGACAUUGUUUAUCAUCGCAAAGUCACAGACGACAUCAGCAAAGUGAAAUACAAGGAGAACUACAUGAGACAUUUGGGAAUCUGGAGGUCCAUUCCCGAUCGCCCAGAACAUUUCCACCACCGGGCAGUCACGGAUGCCGUCAGCGAUAUAAAAUAUAAAGAAGACUUGACCUGGCUGAAAGGUAUUUGCUAUGCUUAUGAUACACCUGACUUCACUCUGGCUGAAAAGAACAAGACUCUGUACAGCAAGUAUAAAUAUAAAGAGGUAUUUGAAAGGACAAAGUCAGAUUUCAAGUAUGUCGCCGACUGUCCAAUCAAUAGACAUUUCAAGUACGCAACUCAGUUGAUGAAUGAGAGAAAAUAUAAAUCUAGUGCCAAGAUGCUUCUGAAACAAGGAUGUAAUGAAAUUCUGCGUCCAGAUAUGUUGACUGCUCUCUACAAUACUCACAUGUGGAGUCAGAUCAAGUACAGGAAACAAUAUGAAAAAUCAAAGGACAAAUUCACCUCAAUUGUGGAUACUCCAGAACACCUGCGUACCACAAAAGUCAACAAACAGAUCAGUGAUAUACUUUAUAAGCUGGAAUACAACAAGGCCAAACCCCGAGGCUACACCACAAUCCACGACACGCCCAUGCUGCUGCACGUGCGCAAAGUCAAAGAUGAAGUCAGCGACCUGAAAUACAAGGAAGUUUACCAAAGAAAUAAAUCUAACUGCAUGAUUAAGCCAGAUGCUGUUCAUAUCAAGGCAGCCAAGGACGCCUACAAAGUCAACACCAAUCUGGACUACAAAAAGCAGUAUGAAGCCAACAAAGCCCACUGGAGGUGGACCCCUGACCGACCGGACUUCAUCCAGGCUGCCAAGUCAUCCCUGCAGCAAAGCGAUUUUGAAUAUAAGCUCGACCGAGAGUUCCUCAGGGGCUGCAAGCUUUCUGUCACUGAUGACAAAGACAUGGUGCUGGCUCUCAAGAAUUCUUUAAUAGAAAGUGACUUGAAAUACAAAGAGAAACAUGUCAAGGAAAGAGGAAGCUGUCACGCUGUGCCCGACACCCCUCAGAUCCUCCUGGCAAAGACCGUCAGCAACCUGGUGUCUGAGAACAAGUACAAGGACUAUGUCAAGAAGCAUUUGGCCCAGGGCUCGUACACAACACUUCCAGAGACCCGGGAUACCGUUCAUGUCAAGAAGGUGACCAAGCACGUCAGUGAUACCAAUUACAAAAAGAAGUUUGUCAAGGAGAAAGGGAAAUCCAACUACUCCAUCAUGCAGGAACCACCAGAAGUGAAACACGCUAUGGAAGUGGCCAAGAAACAGAGUGACGUUGCUUACAAGAAGGACGCCAAAGAGAACCUGCAUUACACCACAGUGGCCGAUCGGCCAGAUAUCAAGAAGGCCACACAGGCAGCCAAACAGGCCAGUGAGGUGGAGUACAGAGCCAAGCACCGCAAGGAAGGCAGCCAUGGGCUAAGCAUGCUUGGGCGCCCAGACAUUGAAAUGGCCAAGAAGGCAGCCAGGCUGAGCAGCCAGGUUAAAUAUCGGGAAAAUUUCGACAAAGAGAAGGGAAAGACGCCAAAAUACAAUCCAAAAGACAGCCAGCUCUACAAAACCAUGAAAGAUGCUAAUAAUCUUGCAAGUGAGGUUAAGUACAAGGCUGACCUGAAGAAACUGCACAAGCCUGUGACUGACAUGAAGGAGUCUCUGAUAAUGCAUCACGUGCUGAACACAAGCCAGCUCGCCAGCUCUGUUCUGGGCUUGGCCCUGAAGGGUGCAGAGAAAGAAGAAUGCAAACUCAACUUCCUGGCUGUUACCACCUAUUUAGGACGGGAGAUGCACAUAUUUAAGCGUGGCUAUAAUACAAAGUAG